AAAACCCCUUUCCUUUGCCGCCAUUGCCAUUGUCUUCGCCAAAUCUCAGACCACUAUUCUUCUCCAUAGCCCUUAGCUUUCUCUUUUCCUUCGCCUCCCUUCUUCUCCAUCUAUCGCUCUCUGCUACAACCUUCGCCGGCAGGCGCCCUCCACCCAUCGUUAUUGUUUGUUUUCUUCCUUCUUUUUCUAUCUUCCUCUGUUGAACCGUCCCGGCGCGCCGUCCUCUGUUCUGCUGCAACCGCACGACUGCCCACCGCCUUCUUCUACAACAGCUCAUCGUUGAGGAGUAUAAACUAUGGCUGGAGAAGCAGGAUUGUUUGCUGUUCAACAGACCAUUGGCAGUGUCUUAUGUUGCAAAUGUGGAAUUCCCAUGGCACCAAAUGCUGCCAAUAUGUGCGUCAAAUGCUUGUGUUCUGAAGUUGACAUCACAGAAGGUCUACAGAAGCAAUUGACUAUUAUGCAUUGUCCAGAUUGCGAGAGUUACUUGCAGCCACCCCGAACUUGGCUUAAAGCGCAAUUAGAAUCAAAGGAACUACUGACAUUCUGUAUCAAAAGGUUAAAAAAUUUGAAUAAGGUUAAACUGGUACAUGCUGAAUUUGUUUGGACUGAACCCCAUUCCAAGAGAAUCAAGGUCAAGUUGAAGGUUCAGAAAGAGGUCCUACAUGGAGCAAUUUUGGAACAGUCCUACGUCGCCGAGUAUGUUGUACAGGAUCACUUGUGUGAGUCUUGUGCAAGGGUCCAGGCCAACCCUGACCAGUGGGUAGCUUCUGUUCAACUCAGGCAGCACGUGCCUCACCGCCGUACAUUUUUCUUCUUGGAGCAACUGAUACUGAAGCAUGGUGCUGCUGCCAGUGCCAUAAGGAUCAAACAGAUGGAUGAAGGUAUUGACUUUUUCUUUUCUAAUAGGAGUCAUGCUGUAAAGUUUGUGGAAUUUAUUGGAAAGGUUGCUCCAAUCAGGAGCCGCAGCGAUAAACAACUCGUUUCUCAUGAUUCUAAGAGUAACGUUCACAACUAUAAGCACACUUUCUCUGUUGAAAUAUCGCCAAUAUGCCGUGAGGAUUUGAUAUGCUUGCCUCCUAAAGUUGCUGUUAGUUUGGGCAAUCUUGGUCCUCUUGUAAUUUGCACCAAAGUUACAAAUGCGAUUGCUUUACUUGAUCCAUUCACAUUAAGGUACUGCUUCUUGGAUGCUGAUCAGUAUUGGAGGACAUCCUUUAGGUCUCUACUCACUAGCAGGCAGCUUGUGGAAUAUGUUGUAUUAGAUAUUGAGAAUGUUUCUACUGAAGUCAAUGUUGCUGGUUCCAAGUAUAUGUUGGCCUAUGCUCAAGUAGCUCGCGUAUCAGAUUUUGGAAGGAACGACACGAUAUUCUCCAUAAGAACCCAUCUUGGUCAUAUUUUGAACCCUGGGGAUUAUGCCCUUGGUUAUGAUCUUUAUGCAGCCAAUAGUAAUGAUAUGGAGAUAGAAAAAUACAAGGGUCUCGAACUUCCAGAGGCGAUUUUAAUCAAGAAGAGUUAUGAAGAAAAGCGCCAGAGGAAGCGUGGAAAGCCUCGAGCAUGGAAGCUUAAAUCGCUUGAAAUGGAUGUUGAUGAUAGAGGUAGAGCAGAUGAAGAUAAGAAAAACUCGGAGUAUGAACAGUUUUUGAGAGACUUAGAGGAGAAUCCAGAUUUGAGGUUCAACAUAUCAUUGUACCGAAAUAGAGAAUAUCAACCAUCUGAAAUGACUGAUGGGGAAGAUGGACCUUCAGUACCACUUGAAGAGUUGCUUGCUGAUCUUGAUUUAGAUGAAGGAGAUGGAGAUGGAGACGGAAACGAUGGCAUGGACGAGUAAGUAGGCUGCCUGCUCGUCUUUCUUGUUGGAAGUAGUGCCUUAAUUGUUGAACUAUGCUCAUUUUUUUCGUGUUCGUAACGGGUUUGUUAUUGCUUGUAAUUUUCAUUCAUACGGCAUCUGAUUUUUUUAAGGUUUGUUUACAAAAAACGUACAAAUUUAUUGUCAACCAUAUCGGCCAUGUCAUUGUGUCGUUGCUACA
Molecule: messenger RNA, 2024 nt
Organism: Cucurbita pepo subsp. pepo (vegetable marrow)
Lineage: Eukaryota; Viridiplantae; Streptophyta; Magnoliopsida; Cucurbitales; Cucurbitaceae
Biological process (GO): ribosomal large subunit export from nucleus
Cellular component (GO): cytoplasm; nucleus
Molecular function (GO): ribosomal large subunit binding
Source: RefSeq, a predicted model, not a curated record